CGAUCAAAAAAGGCAGCUUGUGAGGGAGCAAUUAACGUAACUUAACCAAAUAUUUACAUCUCGCAAUUGGCGGUACAUAUUAAUUCCUUACAUUUGCCACAGCGAUCAUGGUGUUUAGUGCACUACAACGCAUCUACUCCGGCUUUAUAAGCCCCCCACCUGCCACAAAGAAGGAGGGCGCGAUUCGAUUCGGACUUCUUGGCGCAUCAAACAUCGCCCCCAUUGCGCUGAUCAACCCCGCAAAGGCCCACCCGGAUGUCAUCAUAGCCGCCGUGGCAGCCAGAGACCGCAAUCGUGCCGAGACAUAUGCCAAGAAGUAUGACAUUCCUAUUGUACAUGCUUCCUAUGAGGACCUUCUCAACGACCCGUCUGUCGACGCGGUCUACAUCUCUCUCCCCAAUUGUCUCCACUACGAAUGGGCCGUGCGUGCUAUCCGCGCGGGCAAACACGUCCUCCUGGAAAAACCGUCCUGCGCCAAUAGCGAGGAGGCACGUGCACUCUUCAAUCAUCCCUUACUGCAACAGCCCGGUGCUCCAAUCGUACUGGAGGCAUUUCACUACAGGUUUCAUCCAGCAUGGCAGACAUUUCUUUCCUUCAUCCACCAGGGUCCUGAGGCAGGACCCGUAAGACACGCCCUGGCUCAACAGUAUGCACCUAACGGGAUGCUCCCUGCGGAUGAUAUUCGGUGGCGGUAUGACCUGGCCGGCGGUGCUAUGAUGGACUUUGGUACCUAUCCAAUGCAUUGUCUACGCCAGAUUUGGCGAGAGGAACCGACGGAGGUGGUGGAGGCAGAGUACAGGCCCGUACCUGUAGGGUCUGACCAUGGGGAGGAAACGCAGGUCGACCAGGCGAUGACAGCGACAUAUCGAACGGCAACUGGUGCGACGGGGAAGCUGAUUGCUGAUCUUGCUGCGUCGGGAGGCUGGCCGCUACUGCCAACUUCGUGGUCAAGUAAGUUGCCAGGCUUUGGGUGGCCGAAAUGUGAGGUUGAGUUGGGUGAGAAGGAGGUCGAAAUUGUUCAGGGUGAGAGCCGCUUUGUCAAGCGGAAGGUGACGAUCUGGAAUCAUCUUGUUCCGAGUUUGUAUCAUCGGAUUGAUGUGGAAGAUACCAACACGACCCAUCGAGAUGGGCAGAUCGUGAGGACCUGGAAGGAGACUAAGCAUGUCAAGGCUUAUACCUGGCCUUCAGAGGACGAACAGUUUGGCGUUGCGAAAGAGUGGUGGCCUACAUAUCUCUACCAGCUCCACGAAUUUGUGAGCAGGGUGAAGGGUGGCCAAAGCUCUGGGGCUUGGGUUGAUGGAGAUGACAGCAUCAAACAGAUGGAAGCUGUGGACCGGACAUAUGAGAAAGCUGGGCUGAGAAUACGGCCAACAAGUAGCUUUGAACUGUGAGCUGUAGCUAUAUUGUUGAAUUUACUUGUCCUUACUUGUCCUUUAUUAUUAUAUUAAUCGGAUUAAUCUUAGCAUACCUGUGAACCAGUAUGGGAAGUUGCAUUACCUAGUCA
Aspergillus alliaceus is the source of this 1504-nucleotide messenger RNA. RefSeq names its product Gfo/Idh/MocA family protein. The transcript has 3 exons. The record is from RefSeq and is a predicted model, not a curated record. Bases 108 to 1391 code for a protein of 427 amino acids. NCBI's taxonomy places the organism in Eukaryota, Fungi, Ascomycota, Eurotiomycetes, Eurotiales, Aspergillaceae. Gene Ontology annotation, molecular function: nucleotide binding.